UUGACCCUGGACAUUAAUAAAAUGCUGGAUUCAAUCAAGUGUGUCCUGGUGGGAGACUCCGCGGUGGGGAAAACGUCUCUCUUGGUACGUUUCACCUCUGAGACUUUUCCAGAUGACUACAGACCCACUGUAUAUGAAAACACCGGAGUGGAUGUCUUCAUGGAUGGUGUACAGAUUAGCCUAGGUCUUUGGGACACAUCUGGCAGCGAUGCCUUCAAAAGCAUUCGCCCCCUCUCAUACCAACAGGCAGAUGUAGUAUUAAUGUGCUACUCAGUGGCAAACCACAAUUCCUUUCUGAACCUGAGGAACAAAUGGAUUGGCGAGAUCCGCAGCCAUUUGCCCCGCAUCCCCGUUUUGGUAGUGGCUACUCAGACUGACCAGCGUGACACGGGGCCCUACCGUUCCUCCUGCAUCAGCCCGAUAGAUGGGAAGCGGCUCGCCCAGGAUGUGCGAGCCAAAGGCUAUUUGGAGUGCUCUGCCCUCAGCAACCGAGGGGUGCAGCAGGUGUUUGAGUACGCCGUGCGGACAGCAGUCAAUCAAGCCAAAAGGCAGAACAGGCGAAAGCUCUUCUCCAUUAACGAGUGCAAGAUCUUUUGAGGACCGUCAGCAGUGGGUUUGCCCGCGUUCGUCCUUUCUUCGCACAAAGAUACUGUGGCAGAGAGAAUGGGAGGUGAAUCAAAGGAGGACUCCUGGCAGGACCACAGUGCAGGUGGCCCUAGUGAGACAGAUGUGCACUCUAUCUGAUCUGCUCCCCCCCAACAC
Molecule: messenger RNA, 762 nt
Organism: Pygoscelis adeliae (Adelie penguin)
Lineage: Eukaryota; Metazoa; Chordata; Aves; Sphenisciformes; Spheniscidae
Gene: RHOH
Product: ras homolog family member H
Exons: 1
Coding region: 22-597 (191 amino acids)
Biological process (GO): small GTPase-mediated signal transduction
Molecular function (GO): GTP binding; GTPase activity
Source: RefSeq, a predicted model, not a curated record